AUGUUUACCGGUUCAACUCUUCACUCUCUCCUCUUCCUUUUUCAGGCACUGUGGGAGAGCCGAUUUUACUACCUGUUCGGGUUCUUGUUCGCUGUGUUCAUCAUCCUCAUCAUCUGCUGCGCGCAAGUUGCCAUGGUGAUGACCUACUUUCAGUUAUGCAACGAAGACUAUCGCUGGUGGUGGCGUACAUUCAUUGCUUCGGGUGGGCCGGCACUGUAUCUGUUCAUUUACUCUGUAUUCUACUACUGGACGAAGUUGGACAUCACACAAUUCAUACCAACGGUUGUCUACUUUGGCUACACCACCCUGAUGGUUCUGACAUUUUGGAUUCUCACCGGAACGAUUGGGUUCACGGCCACAUUCGCUUUCUUACGGUACAUCUACUCUGCGAUCAAAAUCGAUUAA
This is a messenger RNA of Dicrocoelium dendriticum, 405 nucleotides long. NCBI's taxonomy places the organism in Eukaryota, Metazoa, Platyhelminthes, Trematoda, Plagiorchiida, Dicrocoeliidae. The record is from the annotation of a GenBank genome assembly.